AUGGUUGGAUUCUCUUACAUCAUGGGCAGUGCCCUCGCCCUGGCUUCCGUCGUCUCUUCCACCAGCAUUCUCCUCCCGCUCUAUGAGUGGCCAACCGACAACACCACCUGGUCCCCAGUUUAUGAAGCUGCUGUCGCACACCCUGAAAUUCACUUCCAAGUUAUCGUCAACCCUGACAGUGGCCCAGGCGACACUCAGUACCCCGAGUCCGAAUACGUCAGUGCUGUUGCGCAACUGAACAGCUACUCCAACGUUCAGGUGCUUGGCUAUAUUCCAACUGAGUAUGCCACACGCGAUAUCUCCGACGUUGAGAGCGACAUCGCAACAUACAGUGGCUGGUCCAAGUACAAGAAGCAGAACAUCUCUGUCGACGGUAUCUUCUUCGAUGAGGCUCCCAACACCAAUGACACAAGCAAGAUCUCCUACAUGACCGAAAUCUCUAAGUUCGCCCGCGCAGAUAACUUAACCACUAUUGUGUUCAACCCCGGUACCAAGCUUGACGAUGGCUCUGUGAACGGAUACUUUGAUGCUGCGGACUUGAUCGUCGAGUUUGAGAAUUCCUACGACACUUGGGUGACUUGUGUGCCUGCCGAUGAGUUCUCUGCUCCAGAUGACUAUUCCAAGGAUGCUGUCUUGCUAUACAGUGCCCCUCUUGAGGCGAACUAUGAUGAAGUUCUGCAGGAAGCUAAGCAGAUGGGUCUCGGUGCUGCGUACUUAACCAACACUGCUGACUACAAGAAUGCGGAUUCCAUUUCUAAGGUCGCUUCUGCUUUGCAGUUGUGGUAA
This is a messenger RNA of Penicillium malachiteum, 786 nucleotides long. Its product is annotated as spherulation-specific family 4 protein. Lineage: Eukaryota; Fungi; Ascomycota; Eurotiomycetes; Eurotiales; Aspergillaceae. Bases 1 to 786 code for a protein of 261 amino acids. The transcript has 2 exons. The record is from RefSeq and is a predicted model, not a curated record.